AUGCGGAUUAAAAUAUUAUGCAAUUUAUCAAACUAUACAUCUUAUCAUAAUCCUAUAUAUCUUCCGAUAUUACUUAUAUGCAUACUGUGCUGUACAGUCAGUUUAGUCUCAAGUGAACGAGUUGUACGUAUUCGAAGACAAGAUGAUGGUGUAUUAGAUGAAGAUAUUUCAGCGAGUGGUGGAGACGAUGAUAUACCAGAAACUACUCCAAUACCAUCAAGUGUCAAAGGUCCUGGACCAUUUUUGCAACCAAAUAUAGUAACAGGUCCUCGAGGGGCUCCAGGUGAACCUGGUCCACCUGGACCAUCAGGACCUAUUGGACCACCAGGAAAAAUUGGUGAACCCGGGCCACCGGGACCAGCUGGCGAAGAUGGUGCACGUGGACCACCAGGUCCAUCUGGUGAUCCAGGAAUCGAUGGCAAACCAGGUAUAGAUGGUGAACCUGGUCUACGUGGAACUCCAGGUCCACCAGGACCAGUUGGUCCAAUGGGUUUAAUUGGAUCUACAGGUCCACCGGGUCCAAUGGGUAUACCUGGUCUUAAAGGUAUAAAAGGUUCCCCAGGUAUUGAUGGACCAAUGGGUGAACGAGGUGAAGUUGGUCUUCCAGGUCCAUUUGGUCCACCUGGACCUAAAGGACCACUUGGAUUACCUGGUGCUCAAGGCCCAGUCGGUCAAAUGGGUACACAAGGACCAGAUGGAUUUCCCGGGCUUAUAGGUUCUAUGGGUCCUCAAGGACCUCCAGGACCUUCUGGAAUGAUUGGACCAGUUGGUUUAAAAGGCGAUGAAGGACUUCAAGGUGCACCAGGUUCUCUGGGCGAUCCUGGUGAUCCAGGUUUAGAUGGAAGUCCAGGAGCUGAUGGUGAACCUGGACCAAUGGGUCCUACUGGUAAGGAUGGACCACCAGGAUUGAAAGGUGAAAGAGGAAUUCCAGGCCCUAUGGGACCUCAAGGAACUCCCGGCCCAAGAGGAUUGUCUGGAGGACCAGGUUCACAGGGGACACCCGGAGAGAAAGGAGCUGAAGGAGCUCCAGGACCACAAGGACCUACAGGUCCAGCUGGACCAAUGGGACCACCUGGAGAGCCUGGUGAUAGAGGGCUAUUUGGUCCAAUGGGAGAUAUAGGAAAGCCUGGUCCACGAGGUCCACCAGGUGAAACUGGGCCGAAAGGAGACACAGGGGUGAUUGGUGCUCAAGGGAUGCCUGGAAAUCCUGGAUUAGAUGGACUACCUGGAAUACCCGGAGAAGCUGGUAGUGAUGGAGAAAUGGGAAGACAAGGUAUGCCCGGUCCACCGGGAUUACCUGGGCCAUCCGGUCGAGAUGGUGAACCUGGUCCGAGGGGUUUUCCAGGUUCAAAGGGUCAAGACGGCUCUCAAGGUGUACGUGGAGUGAUAGGACCAAGAGGCCCUUCAGGAAAGGAUGGGGACGAUGGUGAAAUGGGUCCGGCAGGACCACCAGGACCUGCAGGACCACCUGGCCCAUCUGGACCACCGGGUGUACGUGGUGGUCGAGGCUCAUCUGGUGAACCAGGUGAUCCAGGUCCUUCAGGUCCACAAGGUAGUCGUGGUGCAACUGGUGCUCGUGGGCGUCGUGGGAAAGUUGGAGUUGCUGGUAGUCCUGGAAGUAUUGGCGGUAUCGGAGAUAGAGGUCCACCUGGUCCGAUUGGACCACCAGGUCAACCUGGUCCUAUUGGACAACCAGGCCAACCAGGUGGUAAAGGUCCAACUGGAAGAGAUGGAAAACAAGGCACAGAUGGAAAGCCAGGAACUCAAGGGCAAGUUGGUCUGCCAGGCCCAACUGGUGAACGUGGUGCUGCUGGUGAAGAUGGUGAACAAGGUUAUCCCGGUGUACAAGGUCCCAAAGGUGAAGUUGGUUCACAAGGCAUACCUGGACGUACUGGACCAGCUGGUCCACCAGGAGUUCGAGGUGGUUCGGGUCAAAUGGGUUUAAGAGGAACAAAAGGUCCACGUGGUCCACCUGGGGAAGAUGGACCACCUGGAAAAGACAGUGCACCUGGUGAACCAGGACCACCAGGUGAACCAGGUCCAAGAGGACCAAUUCAAGUUCAAGGUUAUGAUAAUGGUAAAGUUGUCGGUCCACAAGGAGCAAAGGGUUUACCAGGAUAUCCUGGACCACGUGGAAGACCAGGAAUACCAGGAGCUCCUGGUGAUCCGGGACCUAUUGGAGAAGCAGGAGUACCAGGUGAAGACGGUCCACCCGGUCCUGAUGGUCCACGUGGAAAAGAUGGAAUUGAUGGAGCACCUGGCCGACCAGGAAAAUCAGGUAAACCUGGUCAGUCUGGAGCUGUUGGAGCUCAAGGACCACCUGGAAAACCUGGAGAUGCUGGAUAUGCUGGUCCACCAGGACCAUCGGGAAUUCCUGGCCCUUCUGGUGAACCCGGUCUACCUGGAAUAGAUGGUAUUAACGGAACUGCUGGUGCCCAAGGGGCUCCUGGCAAUCCAGGUGCACAAGGAGCACGUGGUGCUGCUGGGCCUCCAGGAGUUGAUGGCGCUAAAGGUCCACCCGGUGAUGAAGGGCCAACUGGUCCGAGAGGUCAAGCUGGUCCAAGAGGAACUCAAGGAAAAGACGGACUUCCUGGACUUCAGGGGAAAAUGGGUGCUCCUGGAAGACCAGGGGCAAGAGGAUCAGCUGGGGUUAUGGGAGUCCCAGGACCACAGGGGAAGAUAGGACCUGCAGGAAAAGAAGGACCAGAAGGACCGUCUGGUCCUGUUGGACCACCUGGGCCACCAGGGACAGAUGGAGAAGUAGGUGGUGUAGGGCCAGUGGGAGAAGCUGGGUCCCCAGGACAACAAGGUCUUCCUGGAGAACGCGGACUUCAGGGCCCACCAGGUCCUGGAGGAGAACCAGGCCCACCGGGGCCUAGUGGUCCUUUAGGAAUACCAGGACCAGACGGACCAAGUGGACCCAGAGGUGAAGUAGGUGAUCCUGGUGUAGAUGGUGCGCCAGGGGGAAAAGGCGAAGAUGGACAACCUGGACUUCCUGGACGACCUGGAAAAGAUGGAUCCCCAGGAAGGCAAGGGAAGUCUGGACCACAGGGCCACAAAGGUUGGACAGGCCCUCCAGGUGACCCUGGUCUUCCUGGCAUAGCUGGACAACCUGGUCAACCAGGACUUCGAGGAUAUCGUGGACUUUCUGGCUUACCGGGAGAAGUCGGACCUGUCGGUGCCCCAGGACCUCAAGGUGAGGCUGGAUUCGUUGGCGAACCAGGUCCUCCUGGUGGACCUGGACCUAUUGGAAGAGAUGGACCAAGGGGACCUCCCGGACAUAUGGGAAGUGAAGGACCACCUGGACCUCCUGGGCCUCCAGCUAUGAGUUAUGGAAAGAUGUAUGGAGAUCAAAAAGGCAUCACUUUAGAAAUGCCCAAUGGUACACGCAGUUUUCCAGCAAGAUCAUGUAAUUACUUAUCGCGUACACAUCCAAGAUUACCAGAUGGUGAAUAUUGGAUUGAUCCUAAUGGAGGCUCAAAUAAAGAUGCUGUUAAGGUAUUCUGUCGAUUGAGCUCGGGUGAAACGUGUUUCUCGCCUUUAACUUCUUCCUAUCAACAACAACAAAACAAUAAUACCGAUACACACAAAAAGAAAUAUUCUGAUCAACAAGAUAUUUGGUUUAGUCAGUUAUAUGACGAAAAACAGUUUACCUAUAAUAUGGAAAUGAAUCAAAUCAACUUUUUACAACUGUUAUCAUCGAAAGCUAAUCAACAAUUAACAUUGGUAUGCAAUAAGAUUAUUUUCAGUGAUGAAAAUCUGCCACGUUUAUUUACAAACAAUAAUAAGGAAUUAACACAAAAUGGAGCGAUUCUUCGUUAUAAUUUACUGGAAAACGGUUGUCAGUCAACAAAAUCUACAUUUGGAAAGAUAACAAUUGAAGUGAAUACACGACCGCAUCGUUUACCAUUACGUGAUAUAAUUUUACCAAAUGCUAUUGAUUCACAACAAAUUCUUGGUUUGGAAUUGGGCAGAGUAUGCUUCCACUAG
Messenger RNA from Schistosoma guineensis, 3990 nucleotides. The record is from the annotation of a GenBank genome assembly. Lineage: Eukaryota; Metazoa; Platyhelminthes; Trematoda; Strigeidida; Schistosomatidae.